Messenger RNA from Vollenhovia emeryi, 4761 nucleotides. RefSeq lists its product as uncharacterized. The record is from RefSeq and is a predicted model, not a curated record. NCBI's taxonomy places the organism in Eukaryota, Metazoa, Arthropoda, Insecta, Hymenoptera, Formicidae. Bases 903 to 4730 code for a protein of 1275 amino acids. The transcript has 4 exons.
GAUUAAUCGAUCCGUAAUGUUAUAAUUAGAUAAAUUAACGUUGCGACGCGCGUCACGUCACGUCAACGUAAAUGUAAUGCUAAAUGAUGGUGAAAUAUUCAGUUACGUUUCCUCUUGUCGAUUUGCUCAAACUCGAACUGGUUUUCAUUGAUUUUUGAUAACGUCGCAAAUAAGUUUACGCCGCAGCGAGACGUGACGAACCGUUUAGGAAACGUCGUCUCCUUAAGUACAUUUUCAUCGGUAUUUAAUCAGAGAAAAGGUAUCGAUCUGGAAAAAAGUGGAAGUAACUUUAAAUUGCGUUAUAUAGAGAUUAUCGUCGUUAAAGAAAUUACUCGCUCUAAUCGAAUCUAUAUAAUUAAUUGGAUUUAUUUUAAUCGGAUGACGCGUGAGUCUUGGACUUUAAAUGUUGAGAGAGAGAGAGAGAGAGAAAUUUUCUCGCGCGCCAUGUCAUAACGAAUUUGAAACUUUCAAGACAAAGCACAAAUUGCCAAGUUUUCGCAGCAAGCGUAUACGUUAGAAACGUAUAGAGUUUUAAAGAUGUUUGCAAAGCCGAUAAAACUAUCCCCCUUCGGUUUAAGACGAAAUAUCCAUUUACGCCAACGAGUUCGGUUAAGUAACGAUAUAAACUAUCGAUAGCGCAAACUUUAUUUUAACGGGGAUCGCUACAACUUCAAAUCUUAACGCGAGCAACGACAAGCACCGAACAUCUCGUGCUUGACGCGUUUCCAUCAUUUACAACACAAAAUCUAAAUUUUCAAGUGUAAUUUCCCUACAUUGUGGAUGAGCUCGCGCUGCGAAUAGAAUAAUGCAUUAUUGAUCGCGAAGGAGGACAAACGGGCACGACAGCUGCAGCCGGGAUCUAAAUUCGUUAAAGCAAAUCAAUGAUCUAGCCUCUGGUACCGAUGAUUAAUUUGCCCUGUAACGCGGCCUCGAUGUCACAGGUCACGCCCUGUCAGAACGUACCCGUGCAGACGAGUCAGUAUAAUUUUCCAACAUGUCAACAACGGCAAACCAGCACUCAGCAGAUGCAAACUGCAGCAUGCGGUCCGUGCUCUGGAACUUCUCAAGGAGGAGUCUUCACUCACGUGUGCCAGCCGGACACUUGCAUAGUGACGCACCAAUGUACGCCGCAGCCAGUUACGAAUCUGUGUCAUCCCGUAUUUCAGAACCUACCGCCGGCUCAUCCCGGCUGCGGCCAGCUGCCGUACAAUAUUUUGGAGCAGAUUCGUGCGUGCGUUAGCAACGCCGCGCCCAUCUUCAUCCUACCCGGCCAACCAUCGCCGACGAUCCAGCAACAACAGCAGCAGCAGUCCGUGCCUCCUUUAGUACCUCAAACAGCGUCCUCGCCCCCAGCGGUGUAUCCAUCGGGCGGAUUAACUUACCCCGCCGCCUGUUAUCCGCCACCGCCGCCGUUCUACCCCUAUCCCAUGCCUCUGCCGUUCUGCGAUCCGUUGAUUCGCGGCCGCGAGACAGCGCCGAGUUGCGGAUGCUGUCGGAGAGGCGACGUCGACGCGACGGAGAUCAGAAACGUCCUACGCGCCGGCUGUCGCUUUGACGCCGCCGAUCCGGACGAGCACCGUUGCACGCCCACCCUCGACGAUACCAUUUGCUCCAAGAGGAACUGCCCGUCCUCGAUGCAUCUGCAAGCUCUGGCGUCGCAGUUUCUGUCGAUGCAGGGCGUUAUACCGUGCGCUGCCACGCGGCUGGUGUUACGCAAAGUGCCGGGCUCAAAUGUGACCACCACCAUGGAGGACACAAUGGCGAGGGCACAGAGGGCGAUAAGCACCCUGACGAAAGAUCAGUUGCUAUCGGAAUCGAGGCACGCGCAGCAAGUGAACGCGCUCAUCAACCUGCACAUGACGGCUAAUCCGCCACCUAACGUCAUCCCGAUUCUCACGCUGGUGCAGCUCAAGAUGAAUCUGCUAAAGACGCAGGUCGAGGGACUUGUCAAUCAGAAGCUAAUGGAGAUUCAGGGAGUUGGUGUGGAGGUAGACACCGAUCUGAUAGAUCCCACGGUUCUCGCCCUCAAGUCCGACGCCGAGCUACGGGACCUGCUGUCGGCGCUACGGCAGAAGGAGUGCGACGAACGUGUGAACGUGAACUUUGCCCCGUACCGGUCGCAGCGGGCGAUCGCGGAGACCCGGCUGAGCAACGUCCAGAAUAAGAUCCGUCAGGUGGAGGCGGAGUUCGAUCGCAGGCGGUGCGCGAUGCUGCCGGCGCCGACGUUGUCGUCGCGCGUCGUGCAACAAUUCUCCAGGCCGUGUUACUCGGCGAAAUUGGAGGAUCCCAGGAGGCUGUACAGCAUGCUGCCACAUGACACCCCUUGUUCGCCAGAUCCGUUCACCUACGUAAAACCUCGAAGUCCCAAGAGGCUGCUGCUGAAGCCGUGCACGGAUAAACCGGAGACCGCUGCGCGACCCGUUGCCAAUCCGGCAGCCGGUCAGCGCGCCGAUCCUCCCAAAAAUCCGGACGACGGUGGCGGUGCUGAUCGCGCGAAGGAACCUCCCGCGACUCUCGUACGGCAGCGUUCCAGCACGGAGAAUUGCACGUAUUGCGACAGGACCACGUCGGAGGAGAGCGUCGGCGAGGCUAAAAAAAAACUUCGACCGAGGAUCAUCGAGAUAGACGACGCGACGACGGCCAGUAACGUCGACGGAGCGGAACGCGGGGCAUUGCCCUUAGUGAGGCUGCCAUCGACCGUCUGCGUGAGAGUGAUCGACGCGGAGAGAUACGGGCAAAGCAGCGAGAUCAACGGAAUUCUAUGCGGCGCGAAAUGUUGGACGGCCGAGACGUACGUCAACGUCGCCGACUACGACGAGUCGGUGAAGACUUUAACGGAAUCUGAGAGCGACGUAGUUACGCUCAGCGAGAAGAUCGAUGAGAGGGAGUACAUUCGCGAGGCGCGAGAUGCGCUCGAGAUUCGAAGCCGCGACCAGACAAUGGAUCAGCAGAAAUGUGGCAGUACGCCGAACUUGCGAGCGUUUAAUAAACGAGCGGAAGACGAAAUUGCAAUUUUACAAAGAGAUGAAACGACCAAGGAACGCAACGUUGAGAUUAAAAGAGACGUCUCGUCGUCGGAAGCUGAACGAGAAGAGGUGACAGCCACGACUGCCGCGGAAGUUGCAAAUGAAGAUCCGAUAUCGAACACACGGGAACCGGAAGAAGACGGCAUAUGUACCUCGUCACUAAAGAUUACGUUAAAACCAGAAAAAGAAAAAUGCGAGAAUGGACAGGAAGAUAAAAACGGUGAAAUCUUGCAGUCGUCCGCGUCAGUGAAAGAAAACAAGAGUCAAGUAGCAAUGAGCGGAAGCGGGAAGAAAAUAAGAUUUCGCGUUGUCUCAUUGAUGACGAAUAUUGUGUACGACGAAAGUCAUAAAUGUGGAAGAAAACAAGAGAUCGCAAAGGAAGUAGCAACAAGUGAAAGAGAGACGAGCGUAACCACUGAUCCGGAUAUUGAAAAAUUAAAUAAUCGCAAUUCGAUAGAAACUCUUGUAAGAACUGCCGUCGCGCACAAUAUUACCGGAAAAGAUCACUCGGAGAAUAUGUUUCCAAAGGGAUUGGAUCUUCCAAAGCUCUGCCUCGAUCAUCAAUGCCAAACCGCAUUUAAGGAAGAUAAAUAUGCAACCGCCGCAUUGUUAAGAGCAACUGUAUUUCCUCCGUUCAAAAAUCUGCAUAAAUGUAUAACAGAUAAUGAGAAAAACGGAGACGACGUAGGAACUUACCCAAGUCCGAUAACGAAAGCAGAAAUUACGACUACAAAACGUUUAUCCCGUUGCAACGAUGUCACGGAAAGUACCUUAGAAACUCGUUGCAAGAAUAACGUGCCUUAUCAUCGCGACGUGGAAUGCGAGGGAAGCUUCAUUUCGAAAUUCUUUUUUAUCAUUGGCAACCGCGUGAUCGCCUUCGUCAAUAAAAUAAUUGCAAUGAACGGAAGAUUGUUAUACUCGAUUCGUGACGCGAUACUCGGUAAAAAUGCGAACAUUAACGUCCUCGGAAAAGACGUCCCGAUAUCCAAUCAUUCCGAAUUGAUUUCGAAAAACACCUCGCAUUCUUCCUCUGGUGUGAAUUUUAAAUCUGCCAGAAUUGGCAAACGUAAUUUUCACGAUAUAAAUUUCUUACGAGUUUCAACGAAAAAAGAAUAUAAUAGAAUACGUAAAAUAAAACAUUCAAUAAUUGAAGACCGGGAAAACGACACGAGAUAUUUAUUGAUCGGUACAUCACGUCACAAUCGCGACUCGAUACUGACGCGUGAUUUGGGUCAACCUUACAAAGUGCAAAAGAGUCUCUUGAUACGUAGUCGAUUGAAAAAUUCUCUAAAUUCGCAGGAUUAUCCGCAUCCUUUUUCUCUUUUGAAACGUACUGGGGAAAAUGUACUCGAAUCUCGUCAAGCGAAACGUAACGUAAACGUAGGAACGAUCAAAGAAAACGAAAUACGCGAGCUGAAGAGUAGCGAAAAAUUCUGGACAUUAUCGGAAAUUGUAGAAACAAACGGAAUUAAUGGUAAAAUAUCAGAAAUAAGGGAAUAUGAUAACGAGUCCGAAGAACAAAUUUUAAACGAAUAUUCGCACGACGAUAUUAAAAAUAAUAGCGUGUCUACCGUGCAAGAACGUACAGUCGUCGAUAAUACCGCGGCCGACAAUGAAUUCGUGACAAACGUUCACGAUUAUCUCGGAUUGCAAACAGAAAUAAAUACGAGUAUUUACGAAAAUCAUAGCGCAUAUGUUUAUUGAUAUCUAGCAAUUGAUAAAGAUUUAGGACAGA